GCAUAACCGUGUAAACACACCAUCCAGCCGGAAUGCACUGAUCACGAGACUAUGUAAAUGCUAUUGACGAUGUGUGGGGCCCGAGGAGACUGGCAGAAGGAAUGGCAGCACUACGUGAAGGGCCUUGUGCUUCUCGUGGGCAUCCUCUAUACUUCCUAUGCUGUGUAUUAUGCAAACCUGCGCCUCAACUCGAGUACCUGGGCAGCACGCCCCACACAGUUGUCGGAAUUUAUGUGGCGUGGAGACACCGGCCUGGAGAACGUCCAUAGUCAUGUGAUGAAGGAGCACCUGUCACCCGACGUCACCAUCAUCACAGCGUACUUCAACCUCGGCAAGUUCACCAAGGGCACCGGCUACAGCUACACGCCCCACCUCUACACACACUGGAUGCAGGUGUUCGCCAGACUCAAUAACCCCCUCGUUGUUUUCACUGACAGCCAGGAUGUUUAUGACCUUUUCGUAAAACUCAGACAAAAUUUUGCAUCGAACCAGUCCAAAAUAAUCUUGCUUGAAAGAAGCAAACUUUGGUCCUUUUCCCUCGCUGGGGAAAUACGAAAUGUUUAUCGCCAACAUAACUACCCAAAAUAUCACCCAAAUACAGUUAACGAGAACUAUUCCUGCGUCAUGCACGCAAAAUUUGAGCUAGUUAACAAGGUCAUUCGAGAACAGCUUUACAAAACAAAAUAUCUCAGCUGGUUAGAUAUAGGUUUAUUUCGCGACAUCGCUGGCGAAGGUUCCGUAUUCCCGAUCCAGACGCCACCAUUAUGGGACGAGAACAAAGUUGCCUACAGCGAGGUCCACGAUUUCGAAGCAUCCUUGACCCCUACAGAGGUCAUAUUUCAGAACCGGGUAUGGGUUUGUGGUGCGAUGUUUCUGGGUAGGCCAGAGGUUCUGUAUAUGUACACCAAGGACUACAUGAAGGCGGUCAGAAUGCUGCUUGACCAGUCGUUAAUGAGCACUGACCAACAGGUUAUCUAUUCAAUGUACUUGCCAUCAUUCAACUUCAAGCCCCAUGUGGACAUACAGACGUACACGACCCACAGCAGCGGGGACUGGUUCUAUCUUGGGUAUCUCAUCAAGGACCUCUGGGAUAAAAAGAAACGGGAGAUGAUGCCACUGGUUCGAUUCUUUCUGUCCUAUCUGUGAUAUUUUUUUAUAUUUCCAGAAGAGGUUAAGUCUAAGAUAGAUUUAGACUGACUAUUUUAAUGUCAUUUUCUAUCCUGCUCGACUAUUUUCUGGGUUUUUACAUGGCAAGAGCAGGUAACUCUAAUCAAACUUGCCAACAUUCAGUUUCAGUUAACCUCAACUUCCUUUUUUUUUUAAUGUUUAAAAGUUUUUUAAAAAGUUUUUUUAUUGCGACAAUUUAGCUAAAACAAUUUUUUUGUAUCAACAAAUUUUACUAGUCUAGCUUUUUAACUUUUUGUUCAAUUAGGCUAAAAAAAUAAUUGUCUUUGUUAUCAGGCACCACCCGAAUCAUCAUAAAGUCUGCCGCACAUUUUGUUUUUAUUUCCAUUUUCAAAAAAAUAUAUAAAUCUAAUACUUAAACACAAUGCACAAAAAAAUGAAAAUUGAAACAAAAACGAAACGAAGACUUUAUGAUGAUGUGGGCAGAGCAUGAGAACCAAGACUGUUAUUUUUUUUAGCCAUAUAUGCUCUGAAUGUAGAGAUCUUACCCUUAUGAAAAAAAGAUUCCUGUCGAACAACUGUUUGACAGUUGUUUUUUCGUGUGUUUUUUUAAGGAUAAAGAGAUCUUCACGCAAGGACAUAUAUCAUAUUGAAAUCAGUUUGUUUACAAGAAUGUUUUUACAAGGAUGUUAUAAUGAUGAUGGCCUUGUGUUUUUGUGUCAAAUUAUGGCUCUGUGACUUACAACUAAAAAUGCCAUGUGAUGGCUAUCCCAGAAUUCCCUGUUGCCUGAGAAUAGAAGUACUAGUUUCCUGUUUACUGCCAAAUCCAUGCUAGUAUAUCAACAUUCAAAUCAUCUUCAUGGAAUGCUGUGUACUCCAUAGUAAUUAAUGUUUAGUAACAGUUAAGACGCCAUGAAUAUUUGUGAUCGUCAUUGUUUCAUUGUUAUUUGAGAUUUUGUGCAAAUGUUAAUGUUGUCGUUAACCUGUGGACAACUGGUUAUAUAUAGAUUGUUGAUGACUGGACUGGUUGGGUCAAAAUGGAGCUGUUUUAUCAUACAUAUAUUUGAGCUUUGUUUCUAGUGAAGAAUCUCAAAGUUUAAGAACCAAUUCCUGCCUGCGCUAAUACAAACUUAUUAUCACUUUUGUGAUGUAGUAAUAGAAUGUUGUUGUGAUGUAGUAUCUCGAGUUUAGAGGUAUCAAAUCAGCGAUAUAUACCUUUACUUUCACCACUGGGUUUACACGAUUUUACAGAGGUGUUAUAAAUUCUCAGACUGAUAUUGAACCCAAUGUCUACACAAAUUUUGAUUCACAUUCCGAAUUUAUAAAAUGUAAAAUUACCGAUUCAGAUUGUUAUUGUUUCAACAAUUAUCUUAGCUUUACAAAGCUGGUUGUAGUUAACUGCUAAUGGGACCAAAGAGACUUUAGUACUAAGAAUUACAGUUUUUGCAUUCAAUUCAUUGUUAAAAUCCCUCUGAAUUUAACUAUGGACAAUAAAACAACUUUUAUUUUUGGGUCAAAAUAUUAAAUUCUCUCAAUUGGUCUGCCACAAGCACAUAGUUUAAAGUUCUACACUAAUCCCUCGUUUAUCUCUAUAUAUCUGUAUGGCUUGAUGAGGGAUCUAUAAAUAGUUUGUUGCGAACUUCCACAUGAUAGUCAAAUUUUCAAUUAGUUUCAGAACAAUGAAUUAGGUCACUGUUAAAAAGUAGGUCAUAGUGGCCUAUUAUUUGAUGAUUAAUCAGAUGCCAUCUUUGUUUUUGUAACUGACUACAAUCAGGAGCUUAAUCUGGUUGUAUUUAUUUACACUCACAAGUCCUACCCUCACUUUAAGGCAGGGGUUUAUGAUAGGGAGAGCAGUGAUAGCUGUUUAUUGUGUAUUUACAACAAAGCAUUGUUGAUUUGUGUGAUAUCUAGUCUGUUCAAGUUCUGUGUUUUGUUAUAUAUCGUGCACAAAACUGUUUUGAAUGUAUCUAGUCAUUUUGAAUACUCAACUGUUUUAAGCUGUUUUUCUGAUCGGAAAGUGUCACAAUUAUAAGGCUUCCAGAUAUGAAUGAUAUUUUUUACAAACAAAGGACAUCAUCAAUAAUUCACACAUACGUUAUAUUCUUCUCAAAAGAAGUUCAAGAACACCUGAUUUUUUUCAUGAUCUGUCAUGAUGGAUUGACUGCAGUAAUAUGAAGAAACGGGUGUUCCUUAACUUCUUUUGAGUGGUAUACAUGUUUCUCCAUCACCGAUGAAUACAUACGCUUUGUGGUGUAGUCACUGUUUUUAACCAACAAGUUGAACAAAGGCUUAGUUCUAGUGAGCGGGAACUAGUCAGGGCUCGAUUUAGUGAUAUAAAACAUGGACCUCUACAACCUUAUAUUGAAAAAUGCACCCUAAUACUUGUGUCUGCUUGCACCAGGUGUUUUAAAUAAAAAAAAUAGAUUUGUGUUUGACUAACCCUUACUUGUCGACACAACAACGAUCUUUGAACACAAUCAAUACUUCUAUUCUUUGUUUACCAUACUACAUCACUAAUUGUUGUAUUACCGUAUUCGACGUAAUAAGCGCCCAGGGCGCUCUCAAAAUUAGAAAUAGGGGGCUCUUAUUAGAAAAUUAUUUUAUUGGA
Messenger RNA from Haliotis rufescens (red abalone), 3733 nucleotides. RefSeq lists its product as uncharacterized. The transcript is spliced from 4 exons. The record is from RefSeq and is a predicted model, not a curated record. NCBI's taxonomy places the organism in Eukaryota, Metazoa, Mollusca, Gastropoda, Lepetellida, Haliotidae. The coding region runs from base 58 to 1146 and encodes 362 amino acids.